Suillus paluster is the source of this 2355-nucleotide messenger RNA. RefSeq lists its product as uncharacterized. The transcript has 5 exons. Bases 146 to 2239 code for a protein of 697 amino acids. Gene Ontology annotation, cellular component: ARC complex. The record is from RefSeq and is a predicted model, not a curated record. Lineage: Eukaryota; Fungi; Basidiomycota; Agaricomycetes; Boletales; Suillaceae. Gene Ontology annotation, biological process: regulatory ncRNA-mediated gene silencing.
AGAUUUUCACCUUGUCUGCUUGAUUCUUGCUGAAGCUGGCCAAGACUUCGGAUGCCCCGGCAGGCUAUAUCUGAACAAGCACCAAAAAGAUCUCAUAUCCCACUUAUCGAUCCAAUCUUGAUUGUCUACCCUAUCGUUCACCAAAAUGCCUUCAAGGAUUGCUGAACCCUCUGCGUCGGACACAACAGCGACGCAGGAGAUCCCGUUCAUCACCUUUCCGCCUUUCCCAACACUCCCACCAGGCGUGACACUCAUUCCUUUCAAGGAUUUCAGGGCGCGCGGGAUACAGCUGUUCGCUGAAGUUGUCGGUGGCACAGAUGAGGACGGCAUGGAGCUUGACGGGCUGGGGAUACCCACCGUCGAGUUGCGCGUGAAGCAUUUAACCGACGAGUGCAAGAGCAACACACGUAAGAGAAAACGCAAGAAGAAGUCGGCUGCUACUGUGGAUGGUAUGCCUGCAAGGAAAGUCCCGUGGUACGAAGAGUGGGAGGAAGGCGAGGAUCUUCGUAUCACGAAGGGCAAGUUUGAUCCGAGUGUCUCCCAUGCGGAUCGCCUCUUUCAUGCUGCGAAUGACUUUAGGGUCAAUCGCACUUGGCCGCCGAUCACUUCUGGGGUCAAUCAGCUCUGGGACCAGUUUCGUCUUUACGUUGGGCUCCUCGUCAAUCCAACUGGCUAUCGUAAACCGAGCAAAGACGAAGAGGCAGAUGACGAUGACGAAUUCGGUGAUGGCGCAUCGAACAUUGAGAUGAAUGCGGAGGACACCUCUGGACAAGUUCCUCCCUCGAAGGAUGCUCAAUCAACUUAUUCUGCUGAGUUGGACGAUCAUGACGACGACGAAGGCAAUUUGCAGGCACGCAAAUCUGAUCUAGAGGAGCAGCGCGAGGAGAAGCUCGUCGUGUUCUUAAACGACCCCGAGAAGUCGGUGACGGUCUUCCUAUCAUCCUACAUGCGUGAACAAGGCCUCAUCUGGUCGGAGAGGAACCUCAUCAACGCGCCACACCUCAUUAGUUUCUUCUUGAACUUUGUCUUGCGGAACCGCGUUCUCUCAAAAGCCUCGCAUGAAAGCGGCAUCCGACGUGCCCUUGACAUUGUAGAGCUCGCAAAGAAGGAGCUGCCCCUAACAUACAAGAUCGGGCAGGCGUUGCCUGAUGGGUUCAGUGAUGGCUGCAAGGAGUGCUUCGGCCGAAGAGGCGGAAUUGAAUGGUCUUUCGAAGAUCGCCAAAAGGCAGAUGAUCCACCUGCUUCAGCUGAUCCGACGAUUACUGUUAUCGAUCAGCAUGGGGCAGAAACGGAGAUUGUUCUCCCAGAUACGGAAGAAACCGCCCUCAAAGAUGCCAUCGAAGACAAUGUUGACAUGGAGAUCCAGGUUACUGGCAUGCACACUACUGCCCCCGUCACCAAUGCCGACACCACCGCCCCAAUCGCCACCGCCACUACCACCGUACCACCCGACAUCUGGUCUGCAGACACAGCAGACGCCGUUGGCGGCGGGUGGGGUGCCACGGGCGAUACCGAAGGUUGGGGUUCUGUAGGCUCUGACGGCUGGGGUGCCAUUGGCGAUGGCGGGUGGGGCCCUGCGGAUGACAAUGACGAAUGGGGUGCAGACUCCGCCCCACUCUCAUUUGCACCCGAAGUGACUGAACCCUCUUGGCUUUCCCCGCCGCCCUCGCUCACGUCCCUCUUGGGUCCCACCUCUUUCCCACUGACGCACAGCACAGGGAUUGUGGAGUCAUCGACGCGUCGCAUCAAGGCGAUCCACCCGCCCCCGAAGGAUAAGGCGAAGAUCAAGGGCGAUACGGCGGAAAUGGUGGAGGAUGAGUUAGAGCGGAGAUUUGCGCGGGUUGUCAUGAGCCCAUGGGGGAGAGAGGAAAGCGAUAUUGUGAAGCCAUCUAUCCGCAAGACCUCUCGCGGCGCAGUGGUCAUGCCUGAUGGCGAGGUUGAAGGCAGCGGCCCCGGGAAGCCGCACAAUCCGUAUGAAGAUGAUAUUGUGCUGGCCGUAGAGCCUGCCGUGCUCGAUAUGCUGAGCCUUGGGAUGGGGCUUGGUGGGCUAUGGGUGCAGAUCGUGCGCGAGGAGGUGGGUGCUGACAAGGCUGACAGUGAAGCACCGAAGAAGUCUCAAGGGAAACGCGGGAAGAAAGCCAAAGGCCCUCUGGAUGAGCUUUCGGGCAAUUAUUGGUACCUCGAAGAGCUGAUGGGCAUCUUCCCGAGCUAUUUCAUGUCCAGGGAGAAUGCAAAGUAGAGGAGCUUGGGAGGAAGUUUUGAAUCUUCGUCUUACAUAUUAACCCUACUCAAUAACAGUUUAUUUCACCAGUUUAUUUGCUGCUCAAACGAUAAGCGGUGGGAAAUAAACUGACA